Messenger RNA from Musca vetustissima, 3095 nucleotides. It is a transcript of the gene zf30C, whose product is annotated as zinc finger and BTB domain-containing protein 41. NCBI's taxonomy places the organism in Eukaryota, Metazoa, Arthropoda, Insecta, Diptera, Muscidae. Bases 9 to 3095 code for a protein of 1028 amino acids. The transcript has 6 exons. The record is from RefSeq and is a predicted model, not a curated record.
UGGAAGAGAUGUUGGUUAAAAUUUCCGCAUCGGACGGUGUACCAAAACUCUUCUGUCCGAUAUGCAAUAAAGCCCUGGUCUCAUUGCAAGGCUAUGUAAAACAUGUUAAAAAACAUGAACCACCCGGUGGUUUUAUGUGUCGUUUUUGUGAUGCUCGCUUUUGUUCCGAAGAUGAAUUGAAAAAACAUCGUGAGACGGAACAUACCACUAUAGCCUGCCGGCUCUGUAAGGAUACAACAUUUACAAAUGAAACAAAUUAUCGGGCACACAUACGCGAUGUUCACCAGGGUGUCGAUCGUGAAUUGUAUAAAUGUGAAAAAUGUGGAGCCGCCUAUAAAACCUUGGAACCAUAUCGUCGACACAUUGAAACCGAUUGUGGUGCCAUUAAACCAUUUAAAUGUGAUAAAUGCCCGAUGGCAUUUAUGACCAAAUACAAUCUGAAAGCCCAUUUGGAUAAUCAUUCGGGGGAGCUGAAAUUCUGCUGCAGCUAUUGUGGUAGAAAUUUUAAACAAAAAGCCAGAUUGGUGGAACACGAAAGGACACAUACGGGAGAGAAGCCUUACAAGUGUGAUGUUUGCGGCAAGAGCUUUUCCCAUCGUGAAAGUAUAGUUACACAUUCGUCACUGCAUACGGGUAUACGUCUGGUUGAAUGUAAAUGCUGUAGCUCACGUUUUUCCUGUUAUUCAAAUCUAAUAAAACAUCGUCGUAAUAGGCCAGAUACAUGUGGUCGUCCUGAAUAUGAUCCGCCAAAGAAUCGUAUACGAAAACACACCUCAAGAAUUCCAGCCGUUUUAAAUCCAAAUUCUGAAAUAAAAGUGGUUAAUGUCAAUAAAAUCAUUAAACCUGAAGAUUUGGAAAAGGUCCAAGCUAUGAAAAAGGAAUCCCCAGAUAAAGCAAAAGAAAAGGAUACAGCACGUAAACGUACCGGCGGAGCGGUGACAAAGAGAGCAGAGAAAAGAGGACCUAAAAAGAAAAUGCCACCUAAAAAAGCAAUUAUCGAAUUUGAAGAAAGUGAUAAUGAGGAUCUUUUGUGGGCGGGGGCAAAGGACGAAGAAGACGACGGCGAUGAUGACGAUGAAAAGCCACUUAAAGAACUAAUAAAAACGGAAAGAACAAAAAGAAAAUGCAAUAUGAAACCUUUAAAUCAAACUUCAAAAGAUAAUGAUGCGGCAGAUACGGCUCUCCAAGAGCCGCUGCUCAACCCGUUAAUGUCUACAGAAACUAGCAUCAAUAAAACCACAACUACAUGGUCAGAUGAUAGUGAAGAUGAUUAUGUACCCGAUUUUGAACCCGAAGAAGAAGACUCUGAUGAUUAUGAUAUAUCCGAAAAUAGAAGUAUCCAACUGCCAGUUCAAAUUAAACAAGAAAAUAAAGAUGAUACCACCCACAUACAAAUUGAAGCGGUAAAUGAUUUGGAAUUCACAUCGUUGCCAAUUGACACAAAUAUGGUUAAGUCUGAAAAUGAAGAUUCGAAUAUUUUCAAUGAAAAGGAUAAAAUAUUGGCAUGUUUACUCAACGAAAGUGACUACAGUCGUUUGGAUAAAGAAGGUGAAUCCACAUUGAAAAACGAUAGGUUGUAUUCUGCUACGACAACUAAACCCUUGGAAAAUGAAGACGAUGAAGAAGAAGAAUUUAUUCUGGAGGAAACUGAAGUUGUAUUGGUGAAAAAUGAAGAUAACAAUGAAGAUGAAUAUCCUUUGGAAGAUAUUUUAGAUGUUAAAUCAGAGUUCACCGAAAAUUUAAAUAACACUGUAGAUGAUAAAUGUUAUGUACUGCUGGAAGAUAUUACCAAUCGUUAUCCAGAACUUAAGACUCAAUCCACCAUUAAGGUGGCGCGCAACUGUCAGCCGUUCUUUUCGAAAAGCAUUGAUGUCAAAAAACGUUUACGAAAAUCCAAAGCUCAAACAGAUAAAGAUGACUCAUCCUGCACCCAAAAAUCGAAACGAAAAUCUCGAGUAACAGCCGAACAAUUAAAAGAACGCAUGCGUCUACUAAAGAAACGUGAUAAGACUUAUCAAUGUCCGGAUUGUAUUAAACUAUACUAUAUGCGUAAACCGUUUGAAAAACAUUUACGCGAUGAUCACCAUAAAAACGAUGAAGAAAUCAAAGAAUUGCUCAAGGAUGAAAUAGAAGAAUUGCCCACAGAAGAUGUGUACAAAUGUCAUAUCUGUGAUAAGAUUUAUUUGAUGGAAAAACGUCUUAAAGAUCACAUACCCAAACAUGGACCAGAUGGUAAUCUAAUACACAAAUGCCCGUGCUAUUGUGUUCUGUAUUUUGCGACACGUGAAGAAGCCCAGGCACACGCGCAUGAAGUACACAAAGAUUUGUUGUGGUGUGAAAUAUGUGAGAAAUUUAUGACUGGUAGUGAUGCUUUGAAAUCGCAUAAGAUGCGUAUACACGGUACCAAGGAGGUACAAUUUAAACGUAAUUUGAUUUGUGACAAAUGUGGUAAAAAGUUCAUGGGUCGAACACAAUUAAUGGAUCAUGUACGUUCCGAUUGUGGUCGUGUACCGAUCUAUCAAUGUCAAGUGUGUGGAAAAUGUCUUACGACGGCGGGUAUCCUAAAGACACAUAUGCUAUUGCAUAAGGAUGAUCGUCCCUAUCAAUGUGAUCAGUGUGGUAAAAGUUUUAAGAUCAAAGCUCAAUAUAAAACACACAUUAAAUAUGGUCACUCGGAGGAGAAGCGUUUCAAAUGUCAUCUCUGUCCCAAAGCCUAUCCGUAUCGUGAAAGUUUGCUAACUCACAUGGCUGUGCACACGGGCAUUAAACGUUUUCUGUGCAAUGGUUGUGGUAAGCGUUUUACAUGUGUAUCCAAUUUGCAAGCCCAUCGUAAAGUGCAUGCCGAAACCUGUGGCCUAUUGCCAUUAAAUGCCAAGGCCACCCAGUAUAUGGGUGUACAAAAAGGCACGCUGUUAUUGGGUGCCAAACCGGAACCGGGUCUAGAUUAUGUUGAAUCACAGACACUGGUGGCCAAAGAAGUAUUUACACAAGAUGUCCAGGCGACCACGGAGGAUGUUGUACGCAGUAUGCAACCGAGUAAUUCACUAAGUGCUGGUCUACCACUUAAUUAUAGUGCCGAUAUUAUACUAAUGUAA